Symbiodinium sp. CCMP2592 is the source of this 912-nucleotide messenger RNA. The record is from the annotation of a GenBank genome assembly. Lineage: Eukaryota; Dinophyceae; Suessiales; Symbiodiniaceae.
AUGGAACUCCCCGCAAGUGGCAGGUUGCAGGAUGCGCCAAGUUGGAACGCGGUGAUGACGGCUUGCCAGGCAGCUGCACAGUGGCGGGUGGCUCUGGGCAUCUACAGCGAUGCCCGUGCUCGAGGAAGGCUGCCGCCCUCUCGCCUGGCCUUGCUCAGCGCCUGCGAGCGCGGCAGCGCCUGGCGCGCCGCGCUGCAGAUUUUUGCCCACGGAGGCGAGGCCGUGGAGAAAGCCGCCGCAACGACCAUGACCGCGUGCUCCCGCAUGCUUCAGUGGGAGCUGUCCUUGGGGCUCCUUGCCGAGGUCCGCAGUGCGCGGAUCCGGCCGGAUGCUCGCAGCCUGACGGCUGGCAUCGCGGCCUGCGAGAGGGGCCGGCGAUGGGUUGCUGCGCUGGCCCUGUUCGCAGAGCUCGCGGCCGCGGACGCUGACGAUAUCGUGGCUCUCAAUGCCGUGCUGGGUGCCCUGGCUGGGCAUUGGCGGCUUGCGCUUUUGCUGGCCUCUCCGAGGAUGGAUAUGGCCAUGGAGGGCACCUACCAUGCAAUUCUGGGUGCCCUGGAGACUUCGUCGCGAUGGUGGCAGGCCAUCCACCUAUUUCAUGCCGGCCGUCGUGAAGGCCGCUGCGGCAUCGUCGGGUUGAACAGCGCCUGCAGCUCACUGGAGAAGGCCAUCAAGUGGGAGCUGGUGCUGAGCCUCUUGCAAGGCUCCGUUGGCCGCGAUGUCAUCAGCUACACUGCGCUGCUCGCGGCGUGUAGCAGAGCAAUGCGCUGGCAACAGGCCCUGGCAUUCCGAGAGGCAACUGGGCUGCUUGGAGCCGCCCUCCUGUCAGCGGCUGCACAGCUGGCAGGCCACUGCGAGCCACUUCAAGCACCGUUACCAUUGAAGUGCUGUCGGGAUCAGUGUUCUUCUGCCUAG